Molecule: messenger RNA, 1334 nt
Organism: Thamnophis elegans (Western terrestrial garter snake)
Lineage: Eukaryota; Metazoa; Chordata; Lepidosauria; Squamata; Natricidae
Gene: PSMB3
Product: proteasome 20S subunit beta 3
Exons: 6
Coding region: 103-720 (205 amino acids)
Biological process (GO): proteasome-mediated ubiquitin-dependent protein catabolic process
Cellular component (GO): proteasome core complex; proteasome core complex, beta-subunit complex
Source: RefSeq, a predicted model, not a curated record
AGUGCUACGUCCUGGUAGAGGCGGGGCUUAGUUAUAGCCGCGGAAGGAAGCUGGUCUUGUUGCGUGAGGAAGCGUUUUUUUUUGCCCCCCGAGGUUUUCAUCAUGUCUAUUAUGUCCUAUAAUGGAGGGGCUGUUAUGGCCAUGAAAGGGAAAAACUGUGUGGCUAUUGCAGCUGAUCGCAGAUUUGGUAUUCAAGCUCAGAUGGUGUCUACAGACUUCCAGAAAAUUUUUCCAAUGGGAGACAGAUUAUUCAUUGGUCUGGCUGGUCUUGCCACAGAUGUGCAGACAGUUGCUCAAAGACUCAGAUUUCGACUAAAUCUCUAUGAACUGAAGGAAGGCAGGCAAAUUAAGCCGCAGACCCUAAUGAGCAUGGUGUCUAAUCUCCUAUAUGAAAGACGGUUUGGACCUUAUUAUACAGAACCUGUAAUUGCUGGAUUAAACCCAAUCACUUAUGAACCCUUUAUCUGCUCCUUAGACUUGAUUGGUUGUCCGAUGAUAACAGAUGAUUUUGUGGUCAGUGGGACCUGUACAGAGCAAAUGUACGGCAUGUGUGAGUCUCUUUGGGAGCCAGACAUGGAACCUGAUCACCUCUUUGAAACCAUAGGACAGUCCAUGCUUAAUGCUGUGGACAGAGAUGCUGUGUCUGGUAUGGGAGUGAUAGUGCAUGUGAUUGAGAAAGACAAAAUAACUACCCGGACACUGAAAGCUCGCAUGGAUUAAGUUAAAGUCCUACUAAGAAAACUGAUAUCUCAAGAUAGGAAAUAGUGUACUGUUAAUGGAAUAAACUUUUUUUUCUAAAACCACAACUUUUUCAUUUUUAUGUAGAAGCUAUAUAUAUUUUGAUUUUUUUAAAAUCAAAGAUAAAAGGUUGUUCUGAAGAAGAUAAUUUUCAAACAAUUAUGUAAUAAUGUAAUCUGGCUGUCAUACCAGAAUUGAUCUGUAAAUUAUAAACUAUGGCAUCCACCAAAAUCGGCAGAUUUUUUUUUUUUUAAUGCAAAAUACUGCUGUUGAUUUAACCUGAGAAAAGUCCUGCUGAAUUCAGUGUGCCCUACAGCAUGGACUUGAGUAGGAUUGCAAUAGAGAUAUUCAGUCUGAGAUCAAAUCUAAACUGAGCAAAAGUGAUUCAGAUCUGACUUGGUCACCUCUUUUAUGCCAGCUGGAGACUGCUGAAGAAAACAUACCUUUGAGUUUAGAUAGUAGUGGCAAGGUAGUCACUGAGGAGCUAAUGGGUAGUGGUGCAUCCCAAUUUUGGCCCAAAUACUGUACAUCUACAAGUUGCACAGUUAAUGUACACCCAAAAAAAGAUGAUGACACGGCCAAGGUAAUGGUUGUUG